This is a messenger RNA of Haliotis rufescens (red abalone), 2181 nucleotides long. RefSeq names its product ADP-sugar pyrophosphatase-like. NCBI's taxonomy places the organism in Eukaryota, Metazoa, Mollusca, Gastropoda, Lepetellida, Haliotidae. The coding region runs from base 233 to 886 and encodes 217 amino acids. The transcript is spliced from 10 exons. Gene Ontology annotation, cellular component: nucleus. The record is from RefSeq and is a predicted model, not a curated record. Gene Ontology annotation, biological process: ribose phosphate metabolic process; nucleoside phosphate metabolic process. Gene Ontology annotation, molecular function: ADP-ribose diphosphatase activity.
CAGAGGUUACCCACGUGACCCUAUGUUUGGCUGAAAACGUGGUUGAUAACUAUGAUCACAAAACUUUAAUGCAUACAUUCCCUCCGGUAUUUUACGUUGCUUAAUACACAGCAGGUGUUUCAGAGAAUUACAAACACGUUCAGUUUACUGUUGUCAGUGGUUUGCGUGCUUGUGCAGAAACGAGUCAAGUUGGCAGAACUGGAAGUUGAGCCGUGAGAAAGUUAAAGUCCACAUGAUGGAUCAGAACGGCAGCACCGGGGCCGCCUCGAAACCACAGAAUCAGAGCGAGUUUAUUAACCAGGAGGAAGUUGCCCGGGGAAAAUGGUUGUCACUGAACAAGAUCACCUAUAAAGAUCCCCAUGGUCAGCAAAGAAUAUGGGAGGCAGUGUCCAGAACAACGGGCUCCGCAGAUGAAGCAGAUGCUGUUUAUGUCAUCCCAAUCUUGAAGAGAACCCUGAAGUAUGACUGUGUUAUCAUGGUGAAGCAAUACCGACCGCCGAUGAAGGCUUAUACACUAGAGUUCCCAGCAGGGUUGGUGGACAAAGGGGAGACGCCUGAGGAGACUGCGGUGAGGGAACUCCGAGAGGAGACAGGGUAUGCAGGGAAGGUGAAGCACAUCUCUCCAGUGACCUGCCUGGACCCGGGCAUCGGCAACACAUCAGUCAGAGUGGUCACAGUAGAGAUCGAUGGUGACGAGGAUAUCAAUACAUCUCCAAAACCACAUCCAGAGGAGUCAGAAUUCAUAGAUGUCCUUGUUGUCCCAAUGGAGGAUCUGCUUACUAAGUUAAAUGAGUUGGCCAGUGAUGGUGUGGUGAUCGACUCUCGAGUGUAUACCUAUGCUGUUGCCAUGGAACAAACGCGGAAAGUAAAGAAAGUAGUGCCCUAAAUGUGGCAAAAUCUCGUCUGUUCAACUGCUGCCUUUGUCUCUGACUUUGACUGGACCCACUGCAAUAUCCAUGUUGCACCACAGACAAUGUAUGUUGACUGGUACUAAGGUCCUGAUUCCGGUUGAGAUCUGAAUCAUCACAGCUUUAGGCGGUUUAGUGGAAAUAUUCUGUGGCUAUGUACAAGAUGCCCUGUACCUCCAAACAUGUUCUCCCCAAACACUAUGGAUAUAAGAUACAAUUUGCACAUUUUGUUCAGGGAUAAAUAUGGAGAACGGGUUUGAAAACUGUCCUCUAAACAGUACUGUUUACAGACUUAUGGCCUUUGUCUUAUGUUUUGGAACAUAAUGAGACAUGUUUUCUUGGUCUGCUGUGGAUACAGUGAUGACAUCUUGCAAACAUCAUCAAGGGAUAAAUAUGUGGAUCAUGUUUGAAAACCAUCAUCAAAUAAUAAUAUUUCCCUGGCCAUAAUAUUUAUGGCCCCUGUUUGAUAUGUUAUCCUUUUCAGAAAGUACAACAGAUGACACACAUCAGUACAUGAUCAAUGUUAUCACAUUUGGAAACCUAUAUUGAGAAUGAAUACUUUACAGAGUUAUGACCCUUGUUACAUAUGAUCCCAAACUCCUCACAGCGAGAGCCUGUUCGUGGAACUCUCUAUACUAUAGCUGCCACCAGUGAAAGUCAUAAACCUCAAAAUUCACUUUAAUUGCAUUCCCACAGGCAUAAACAAAAGUAUAAACAUUUCCACAUUUGGGGUUAGAGGGCAAACUUCAAGAUUCUUGUAAUGGUGGCUGCGAUGUUACCAAGAGUGUAGCGAAGGUGUCACGUGCUGGAAAAGAGCUUGAUAUGAUCCCGCACAAUGAUAGUGUGUUUCCAGAUGGUGGGGAUAUGGAUGGCUUCUGGUUUUAUCUUUAAUGUAAUUAUUUCAUUCCAAAUUGUUUUGUUUGUCUAAGCUUGUUCGUAGUUUGUGAUGUUUCAUUGUUAUUUUACCUGUGGAAGCUUGCAGAGUCAGUUGAGCAAUAGUGCAAGGAACACAAUAUUACCAGUUUGCUGUCCUGUUGAACAAUACACAGAAAACCACUUGACUCUUAUACUGACCUGUAGAUGACUGUCAAGGCAAGGCAUGUGGUGCCUUGUUCAUACUUGAAGGAAACACCUGUUUGUGAUAUAUAUUAUUCCGGUGUAUUAUGAAUUUGAUUUAGAUAAAUGUUUCAAUAUUGUUAGGAUAUAAGCCCAUGUCAAGGAGAGUCAACAUUUGAUUCAUACAGUCGGUCAAUAAACUCAUUUCACAAUGAAA